This is a messenger RNA of Microplitis mediator, 1323 nucleotides long. Its product is annotated as putative ankyrin repeat protein RF_0381. NCBI's taxonomy places the organism in Eukaryota, Metazoa, Arthropoda, Insecta, Hymenoptera, Braconidae. The coding region runs from base 1 to 1323 and encodes 440 amino acids. The transcript has 3 exons. The record is from RefSeq and is a predicted model, not a curated record. Gene Ontology annotation, molecular function: protein binding.
AUGGCAGAAAUAAAUAAAGAUGUAUUGAAAACUAUGGAAAUUUUCGAUAACAUGAAAUAUGGUGAUGUGCGUCGUAAAAUAAUGAAUGGGAUCUUGUCAGUUGAUACCACAGUCAAAAUAAGCAGUAAAUAUCAUAACUUACUUCACGAAAUUAGUGACGAACUUAUUAAUUAUGGCAAUGGUCAUCAGCGGGAAGAUGAACAUGAUUACGAAAUUACGAUUCUUUACCUUGCGUUUUAUUUCGAUGACGAAGAGUUUUUUGAUUAUCUUAUUAAAAAUAACGCCAAUAUUUCAAUGACAACAAAAAAUUUUGGUCACAUUAUGACAUAUGCUAUUAAAUUUAAAAAACUAAAAUACGUUGUGAAAUUAAUCGACUCGGGGAUGGAUGCUAGUCAAAGUUUACGUGUGCUCGAAAGAAAAGAAAUAUAUCCAUCAUAUACACUAUUACAACAAGCUGUUUUAUGUAAUUCGUGUGAGAUUGUUGAGUUUCUUAUCAGUCGCGGUGCUUCCAUUGACAUCAAUAAUUUUGAAUAUCCUCGACCAGUACUAAACAUUGCUGCGUACAACGGUAGUGCUGAAGUAAUGGAUUUACUUCUUAAUAAAUAUGGCUGUGACAUUAAUAAAAUUAAUUUUUUUGAAGUAGCAUUCGAAACACCUUUAGAAAGCGCGUUAAAAAAAGAAUCUAAUGAAAAAACUGUUAAAAUUUUACUUAAUCAUCCCACAAUCGAAAUCAACCAAACAAAUUCGAUAGGGCAAUCUUAUCUUCAUGUUAUAAUGGCACUACCCAUGAGUGAAUCAUAUGCUAAACUUGUACUGGAAGCCGGUUGUGAUGUUAAUUUAAUGGAUAAGAAUGGAAAAUUGGUAAUUGAUUAUCCUUAUGAGUAUGUUCGUUUACCAGGUAAUCUUCAUCUGUUUUAUCAGUAUUACGACAGUAGUAUGUUAAUUGUGAAACACCAUAUUGUUAAACUGAUAGUUGCUGGUUUCGAUGUUUGUGACAAAAACAUUGAGGCAGUCAAAGGCAAAGAAUUUAAGAAAAUACGAUUUACGUAUUAUGAUUUACUACAUAAACCACAACAUGAACUGGCUUUGAAAUUGAAAUCCAUUGACGAUAAUGUCAAUAUUAAUGAAGAAACGGUUGAAUCUAAUUUUCCAUUGUAUGGGGGAAUGAUUAAUUAUCGUUUGCUUGGACAUAAAUCACAACACAAACUGGGUUUGAGAUUGAAAUCCAUUGACGAUAAUGUCAAUUUUAAUGAAGAAAUGGUUAAAUCUAAGUUUCCGUUGUACGGGGGGAUGAUUAAUAAUCGUUUGGCAAGAGCAUUAUAA